Messenger RNA from Rotaria socialis, 13545 nucleotides. NCBI's taxonomy places the organism in Eukaryota, Metazoa, Rotifera, Eurotatoria, Philodinida, Philodinidae. The record is from the annotation of a GenBank genome assembly.
AUGGCGACAAGUUCUAAAGCUGACGAAAAUCCAUCAAUAACAACAACUAUUGAUAAUCAUCUGCGCUCAAUUGUUUAUAACCCAUCAUUAAACUCAUUGAUUUAUCUUAAUGAUAAACAAGAAAUAAUUGUUCGUAGUGCUGAUCAACUAUCAACUCUAUUUCAUCGUACAUUACCUUUAAAUAAUACAAAUGAAUAUUAUGAAAUAAUAUCAUGCCAUGAUAAAUUUCUCUUAUUGACAUCAACACAUAUUCAUGUACGACAAUUAUAUCAAGGUCUGUACUUUCUGGAUUCAACUAUUGGCUCAAUAAAUGAUGAAAAUUGUCAUGUUCUUAUUGAAGUAACAUACGGCGAUGCACAAUUAUUAAUCCAAUUGUUAGCAACAUUAGAUUUAUCAAUAUCAAAUCAUAUCAGUGAAUUUUAUGAUUUAUUAAAAAAGAAAUUCAGUGAACAUGUAUCAUCAUCAUCGUGGAAUCUACUACAAUUUUCAUACGAUUGUCUUAAUGCAAUAAAGAUUUGUUUUGAUAUCUUACGUUUAUAUAAACAACAAAUACAACAAAAUCAAAACAUGUGUUCACCAUUACCUGGCAUUGUUGUUGUCGGUCUUUUACUUGAUUAUCUAACAAGAUAUUAUCAUCAUAAAAAAUCAUCAAUAAUAAAUACAGAUGAACAGAUUGGAUCAACAUUAGAAACAUCAUCGUCCCCAUCAUCAGCGACAGCAAUAACCGCACCGGCAACACCAACACCAACAGCUGCUAUAGCAGCACCAUUAACGUCGAUGACAACACCACCGAGUAGUUUUUUUAAUGCAGGUGGUAGAACUACUCGUGAACGCUUAAUGUUUAGUGAAGCAACACGAUAUAGAACGUUUACACUUUGGCCACAUGCAGCUUAUCGAUGGCUUUCACCAGAAAGUAUGGCUAAAGCUGGUUUUUAUUAUUCACCAUUGAAAGAUAAUGACGAUCGUGCAUUAUGUUUUGCUUGUACUGUCACACUUGUUUGUUGGGAACCAUCUGAUUCUCCAUGGACAGAACAUGGACGUCAUUCUCCAAAUUGUCCAUUUAUAAAGGGUGACUUUACUGAAAAUGUACCAUUACGUACUACAUGUUCAAUUCAACCCGGAAAGAAAAUUUUCUCUAAUCAACAACAACAAAAAUGGUUAAUUAAAUCAAAUGAAUUGAUAUCCAAUGAACAUAAUUUAUUAUUUUUAAAUUCUGAUUGGAUCCUACGUUCGGUUGAUACCACAAAUGUAAUUCAUAUAAAAACUAUCAUGUCAUUAAAAAAUCUUGUUGAGCAAUUAACAACAGAAAAUAUUCCUGAAGAAAACUACUUCUCAGAAAAUACUACUAAUAAUGAAACUGUAUUUAUUAAACAGUUUGAUCGUUUAACAACGAGACGUUAUUUUAAUUUAAAAUUUAUUCCGCUUGCGAUAACAAUGUAUCCAUUACCAAUUACAACUGACAAUGAAAGUUAUAUUAUUUUUUAUUUUGUUCAAUUACAUGAAAGUAAUAAAUGUCUGUUAAUAACAACGACAACAUUAAAUCAUUAUGACAAUACAAUUCCGUCACGUACAUCAACAAUAACUAAUAGUCCACACACUGAAGAACCUACAGAAACAACAGCAACAACAAUAGAUGAACAAACUAAAACAAAUAAUAAAUAUGAUUAUUUGAUUGAAUUUUCAAAUUUUAAACGAAUACCUAAACAAGCUUUUCUCUAUCAAUUAACUAAAACAAAAAUGUUACUUUUAAUAAAUACAACAGAAUGUAUUCAUGGUUAUGGUAUCGAAUAUGAUCAAACGAGUUUGACAUUAAAAGUAGUUUUUUACCAUUGUAUUUAUCAAUCAUCAACAAGCGACAUUGAUAUUGAUUCAAUAAAUUCGAUUGUAUUAGAUGAUGACGAUUUAAUAAAUACGGAUGAACAAUCAAUAAUUAGUGAUAAUGAGGAGAAUUUAGAAAUCGAACGUGACGAUAACAUCGACGGUACUGGUGAAUGUCAAAACAAAGAUCAAUAUUCAAAUAAAAUAUUAAAACGAAAAUGCUUUCUAAUUUGUUUUAAAUCUGGACAUAUAAUGCUUUAUGAUGUUUAUCGCUCGAUGGGUUUUGAUAAUAAUCAAGAGAAUCAUAAUAUUGGCAUUUUAGCAGAUAGACAAACAAUUGGAAGCGUUGAAAAAUGUGUUCAUAUUAGAGGCACGGAUACGAUUUAUGCGUGGAUUAUUGAUAUUGGCGUUAAAAAGUUCAAUAUUCGUGAUAUAUUUCCAACUUAUUUUACUAAUAUACAAUCCGACGAUAGAAAGACUACAUCGUCAAUCAAUCCGUCUCAAUCAAAAUCUUCCGCAGAUGAUCAAAAUUCGAAUUCCUAUUCAAUAUCAACCCUUCGUUCGCUUCUCUCGUUUACAUCUUUUGAUUCAUCACCUAUAACAUAUUUUUUUGCUCAAGUCAAUUCAUCAUAUUGGAUCGAUACACUUGAUACAACAAAAACAAAUAUUGAUCGCCAUACAUGGCGUUUACAGCAACCACAAAUAAAUCAACAGCCAUCAGCAAAUCAACAAAUCAUGCCUUGUGUACAUGUAUUUGAUAUACAAACAGCAACACCAUGCAUAUUACAUACAAUUGAAUUUCGUUAUACAUUAAAUCGACAACAUUUAUAUAAGAAAAAUUUAUUUGUUACUUUAUAUCGUUAUUCAAACGAACAAAAUGAAGUGGAUCAAAAAAUAGAAUUCAAUCAAUUGAAUUCGAAAUUGAAUUUUUCAAAUGAUGAUACACUUGCUGGUCCAUAUUCAUUAGUUGAUUAUUUAGAAUCGCCAACACAUGAUCAAGGUCUUAUACAAUUAUGUUCCUAUGAUUUAUUAACAUAUAAAUCAAAACAGUUUCGUCUUGUACUUGAAUCUAAAUGUUCAUCAACAACAAAUCAAUCAGCAAUUCAACAAAGUCUAUUUCCCAUUGAAAUUAUUUCUAUAACACUUCGUUCGACAAAACAUCAAGCACGUCUAUUACGUUUAUAUGAUAACUCAACAAUAAAUUGUUUAACAUCAACAAUAUUAACGACUAGAAAUGAAAAGAAAAUUCUAUUUUCAUUAAAUUUAUUAAUAUCAAUCGUUUAUACGACAAAUAAUUUUAAAAUUUUAAAUCAAAUUAAAUUUUUAUUAUUAAAUGAAACAUUUCUACAGCAUACAUUUGUAAAUGCAUCAAGAACCAUAGCUAAACGUAUGGUUACAUUAAUAUUGAUGAUUGUUAAAAUUGAUGAUGACAUUGAAAAAUUUAUUGACAAUUUUCUAAAUUUAUUUCAAAUGAAUAAUAAAUAUCUACUUGGUUUUAAAUCUUCAUCAGCAUUGAAAUGUUUUUUUAUUAUUAUUGGACAAUGGACAAGUCGAUAUCAAUAUCAAAUUGGUGCAAAACUAUUACAAUGGUCAUUACAAUUAGCAGAUGUGAUCAAAAACACCGAUACAGCACAAAGACAAUUACUAAGAAAUAAAUUUGGAUUUUAUGCGGAUCCAUUCGAUGCUCAUUUAUUUGAUGUUGAUCUUGCAACAUUAAUUGAAUGUAGUCUUCGUCAACGUAAUUCAAAUUCGUCAUCAUCCACAUCAUCGAAUUCGACAAAUGCUGCUCAAUCAUCUCGUCCAACUGGAAUGAAUGAUAAUUGUUAUGAUCCACGCAUCUAUUCUCGUUAUGGAACAACUGGUUUACCACUAAUUCCAAGUGAUCCUGAUUCAUUAUACUCAUCUGUAAAUGUUCAAUAUGCAUUAGGAAAACUUUUACCAAAUUCUCUUUCAUCAUCGAAUGCUUAUUUAAAACCAAUACCUGAUCUUUUCGAAAUAUCACCAUUGAAUUAUACAGUUCAUUCGUCGAGUGAUGGUACACGUCUCGAGUGUGUUGAUAUGACACAUUUAUUAACAUUACGAACAUAUGAAGCAACAAAUGCAACACCACCACCACCACCAAAUGUUACACUUACUGCUGGUUCACAUAAUCUAUAUCAUCCAACAACAUCAAGUUCAAUUUAUCCACCACAAAUGCCUCCGGCUAUUUCGACAUUUAAUUCAUCAAAUUCAUUUCCAUUUUCAUUUCCAACACCAAAUAUAAAUACGUAUUAUGAUACACUUUAUAUGUUACCACCAACAACAUCAAAUCCACAAACAUCAAAUAACGAUACGUCAACAUCAGCAACUGUUACAUUUCCUAUUACAACAACAACGAUGGAUAAUCUAAUAAAUAAUAGUUUAAGUGGCUCAUCCCCAUGGUUACCUCAUUUAGCAUCAAAAUUCAAAGAUAAACAAGGUUUACAAAAAGAAAAAUUAAAAUUAAUAGCAAAAAAAAAUAAAGCUGCUUCAACACAAUCAUCCAUAUUAAAAAAGAAUUCAAGUUUAUUUACUGAUCUUAUUCAUCAUUCAUCGAAAUCAUCUUCCUCAUCUUCAUUAGUACAAAAUCAACAAACAUUUUCAACAAAUCCAGCAUCAUCAACAAAUAAAAACCGUGUCGAUGACGAAAAUCUUGAACAGCAAAAAAUAACAGUUGAUGAUAUAUUAACAGAAAUAUCAAAUAAUAUUUAUCAUGGACAAUAUUUACCGUUAUAUCAAUUUAUAAUCGAUCGUUUAUCAAGUGGUAGUAGAAGUUAUUUUGUUUUAGAUUUUGGUAGACUAGUCACAUUAACUGAUAUAUUAAUACCAUCGUGUCAUGAAUUAGCUUCACUCAGUUUAGAUUUUUGGUCACAUGGUGAACAUAUUGAUUGUCAACGUUUAUUUUCUUCAACACAUAUAGCAACUCAACCACUCUUUUUACAUGAUUUACAACCAGCUAUAAUUGCAAGAUAUAUACGUAUUACAUUAAUUGGACAAUCAAACAUUUCAGUAUCAUCAAUACGUUUACCAGUUGGAUAUUUCUUUGGCUAUCCAUACAUAUUAAAUGAUGAUAAUGAUUCAACGAAUAAUAGCAAUACUUCUACUAAUAAUAAUGAAAAAUAUGCAAAAAAAUUACAAUCAAUUGAAGGCAUUUAUGAAACAUUGAUAUCAAAUUAUGCAUUAUGCAGACAAAGAUUAUUUAAUAUCUUAUCAUCCACAAAUAAUGUCGAAAAAAGUUUUAUAGAAAAUAUUUAUCAAGAAUGUAUACAAUUACAAAUACAGAUUAAUUAUGCUAGUAGACAAAUUAGUCAAUGCAGAGCUAUUCUGAAAAUGGAUAGUAUUCAAAAUAGUAAUCAACAACCAACAAGUGAUUAUUUGAAAUUAUUAGCAGAUUUAUUAACAAGUGAAUUAACGUCAUUAUCAGGAAUCAUGCAACAAACAGACAGUUCAUCUUCACCUUCAUCAUUUAUUUCGUUGAAUGACGCUUUACAAAUCUUCGAUACAUUUGCUAUUCGUCAUGUACAAAUAAUCGAUAUGCCGAAACGUCUUCUUCAAUUAUGUUCAUAUCAUAUCUGGUGGCCAGAAUUUGUUAAAGAAUGUUUUCAACGUUAUUUUCUCAACAAUGAAAUUUUAACAACUGAUCAACAACAAUCAUUAUUCAUCAGUCUUAUUGAUUUAUGUGAACAAACAUUAAUAACAACAAAUUCUCCAAAUGAAACCACACUUUCAUAUAAUCGUUUAUUAGCUAUUGAAUAUAUAAAUAAUAUAUAUAAUUUACUAAUAAAUACAAAUAAUAAUUAUCAAUCAAUUGAAUGGUUAUUAUUAUUUAUUUAUCGAUUAUCGGAAAAGAAUUUAUUUCCAUAUUCAUUUGAACAAAUAAAUAAGAAAACUAACUUUUCGCAGUUAAUAAAUAAAAAUUGGCAAUUUUUACAUACAUCGUCAAUAAUUCAAAGUCCACGUUUAACCAAUUCAACAAAUAAUUAUCGACGAAAAUUACGUAAAGAAACGUUAUUGAAAAAAUCAACAAAAACUUCAUCAUCAUCAUCUUCCGUUACAACACUUCAAACGCAAACGCAAACGCAAACAUCAACAAUCAUUGUGUCACCGACAAAUUCAAUUGAUAGUUAUUGCUAUCGUUCAUUAGUUUCACAAGUCGCACAAUAUUUAAUUCAAGUUUUAAUUCAAAAUAAAAAUUUAUCAAAUGAAUUAUUUAUUUUAAUAUGUAAAUCUCUAUCUGAUGUUAGUCGCUCAUGUAAACCAUUCUUAUUAUUAAAUGAAUAUAUUAGUAAAGAUGAUUUAAUGAAAUUAAUAUUGAAUACUGAACAAGUUUGGAUAAAGCAUGCAUUUAAUUAUUUCUUAAUUGAUUCCAUUGACAAUGAAAUAUGGUUACCAAAUGAAAUAAAUCAUAAUUUUGAUGAUGAUGAUAACGAUGAAAUUGAUAUUGACGAUGAUAAAGAAGUCAACGAUGAAUGGACUAAAAAGAAACAUUUUCCAGCAUUUAAAAAAUCAAAGAAAAAACCAAGUACACAACAAAUACUUGUACAAUUUCAAAAUAAAGCAGCCGAUCAAGACAUUCUAUAUCCGACUACAGAUGAUUUCCUAGUACUUCUAAGUCAAUCAUCAUUUCAACAACAACCCGCAUUAGGAAUUAAUUUAAUAAAUAAUACUAAUUAUGAUGUUAUACCAUGUUCAAUUGACAAUCGUCUUGAUGGUAAUAUGCAAUUUAUAUUUGAUUUAUUUACAAUAAAUCAAACAUUUAAAAUUCAAACAUUAUUAAAUAAAAAUUUAUUUCAAACCAAUCAAAAUCCGAUUGAGUAUAAUUUAAAUGUAAAAAGUAAUUCUCAAAAUCAAUAUGACACUAAUAAAUUCUUUUCACAAACAACAAUCGAUUUAUUAAAUGAAAUAUUUCAAACUAUGUUAUGUCAUUUUAUUGAACAAAAUCAAUUUAUAUCAUUUGAAAUCUUUAAUACAAUUGAACAUUUAUUAUCAUCAUAUUUAAUUAUUUCACUAGCGAAUUAUUCAAAGAAUAUGAAUCAAAAACAAUCAUCAACACAAACAGAAAUUAUCAAUAAUAAUCAACCACCAAUUAAUAUUAAUUUAAAACCAUUAUUCAUUAUGUCAAUUGAUACAUUAGAUAAGUUACUAAAAUUUCUCUUAGAAUCAUCACUAAUUACAAUACGUGUCUGGCAUCAUUUAUUUUCUUUAUUAUAUUACACAAGUACAAAUACUGAUUUAGCUAAACAAAUGAAACAAUUAUGGUUUAAAGGUGAUAUUGAAAAUAGUUUAUUUGCAAAAGUUUGGUUAAAAUUUAUUCAAACAACACCGGAUAUGAUUGAUGAAAGUACAGUUGAUAUUGUGAUUAAUUAUUUUGAACGAUUAUUUAUGUGUGAUGAUGAAAAUAUAAAUAUUAUGGAAAAUAUCAAACUAAGUAAACGAGUGGCAACAUCAGAUGGAUCUCCUCAAUCUCAAGAUACUUCAUCAUUGUCGUCAACCAAUGUCAAUAGUCUUUAUCUUGAUACUCUUCUAUCAAUUCUUGAUCGUCUUAUAAUCAAUGGAUUUCAUGGACCUCUGAAUUGUCAUCUUAAAUUUUUAAAUUAUCUCUUUAAACAAAAUUUUUCGCAAGCAACAUCAUUCAUACGUCUAAAACUUUGUCGUAACAUAAUUGAUUUUGUUUGGUCAUUCUGUUAUUCGUAUUCACCACUUUCAUUUACACAAACUGAUAUUCAUCCAUUAAUAUGUUUUCUUAAUUAUGAUCGAAUUCAUCAACGUCAAACAUCUUCUUCAUCUUCAUCGUCAUCAUCUUCAUCAAAUUCAUUAAUUCCUCCAUCAUCCGUUAAUAAAUGGCAAUACAUGAAUACAGUUAAUAAACUUUCUAUGCAAAAUAAUCCAUCGUCAUCAUCGUCAGCAGCAGCAACAUUAAAUGAUUCAACAACGAAUUCAAAAUCAACAUCAGCUCGUCGUCAAUGUAAUCUACAUGAUACAUGUAUUCGACAAAUGAUUUUAUUGAUAACGAAAUUAAUGAAAAAUAAAAAUGAAUCGAUUGACCAACAACGUAAACGUUUUAAAAUUGAAGAAAACGAUAUAAAAACAAUUGAGGUCGAUAGUGAACAUUCCAAUGAUAUUCUUGAAUCAAUUUAUAUUGAAAAACUUCUUUCAAUUCUUUCAAUGUGUCAUUCAUCACUUGAUUCAUCGCCGACAAUAUCAUUAAAUUCUUCUACAAAGUUUCUAGCUGCAUCGACAACAUCAACCAAUCAAUAUUCAUCAUUUAUUCAUACAACUAUUCAUUUAAAUCUAAACGAUUUAAUAUCUGUUGGUGAUAGCAUUUACUAUUGUUUAUCAUCAUUUAUAUCUCAACCAAAUUAUCUUUUACCAAUACUUUGUCAUUAUUUAACUUCACAUCCAUUACUAUCAUCACCAUUAUUAUUAUUUAUUAUUUAUUCAAUACAUAAUUCAAAAAUCUUAUCAGAAGCUUUAAAUCAAUAUAAACUAAUCGAUUUAUUAGUUAACAAUUUAAUUACAUAUUCAAAUUAUCUAUCAAAUCAAACGCAAAUUUCAUCUAUACAACGUUUUUAUGAUCAAAGACAAUCAUCGAAUAAUACUAUGGACAUUGGUUCAAUUAAUUUAUCGCCACAAUGUCAAAUUACAUGUUCAAAUCCAAAUGCAUCGUCACCAGAAAUUUUACUACAAUCAAAUAAUAAUCUUCAAACAGCAUUACCAUCAUCAUCACGUCGUUUACGUUCACCACCAUGGUCUUACACCUAUCAACCUAAUGAACAACGUUGUACAUUAACAGUACAAUUUCCUUAUUCUAUCAUUUUAAAAUCUAUUCAAAUAAUACCAUUUACACAAUUAUCAAUUAAUCAUUAUACCAUAAUCGAUCAAUUAAAUACAAAUUUAACACAAUAUCCAUCAUCAAUAACAUGUGAAAUAUCUUCGGAUGGUUAUUAUUUUAUACCAUGUGCUCAUUUAUUAAAUACGCAAGGACAACAAAUUAUCAAUUUAUCUUUAACAAAACAAAUUGAUAUUGUUAGACAAUUGCGUAUACAUUUUUAUAAACCAAUGGAUCAUGAUACAAUUGGUUUACAACAAAUAUCUAUUUAUGGUUAUUAUGCUUAUGAUCAACAAAUGAUUAUUGAACAAACAAGUCAUCCAUAUCAAACAUUAAUAUCAACUGUUUAUGGUAGACAAGUAAUAAGUACAAGUAAAAGUUCAAGUUCAUCAAUAGUAACAACAUUAAACGAUGACGAUAUUAAAUUAAUGUAUUCAUCAAUAAAAUCUUCAACAAUAAAUUCAAAUUCAAUCGAUAAUAGUCAUCAAGUAUCAAUGAUAUUAGCCGAUAAAUAUCGUUCAUUUAAUCAUUAUUUACAAUUAAUACAUUUAUGUUUAAAAAAUUCUAUUGAUUUAGAUGAUAAUCUAUUUGAAAAAUUUCUUUUUAUACUUAAAGAAAAAAUUUUUAUGACAAAUAAUUUUAUUUUUAACGAAAUAUUUAUUUUUAUUGGUAACCAUUGUAAGGAUAAACAAUUCGAAUUAUUUCUUAAAUAUUUAUUGAACUAUAAUCAUUUUAAUAUUUUGUCAGAAUUGAGUUUUAAUGAAACAAAUAUUAAUUAUUUAAUUGAUAAUACUAUUAACAAUGAAAUAAUUAAUGAAAAGACUAAGCAAACUAUUAAUAAUAUAUUAUGGAAAAUAAAAGAAGAUCAUGUUACUCUUGAUGAAAAUUUAUCAGCACAUUUAUUAACUAAUUUUUCAUGGUUACUACCAGCAGUAGCUCAUCAUAGACCAUUAUUAGCUAUGAAUUAUAUUAAUAAAAAUGAUUUAUUAAUAGAAUAUUUUAAACAAUUAAAAAUCUGUUCAUUAAGCGUAGAAUUUCUUAAUGAAGUAAUUAAAAAUGAAUAUUUUAUUAAAUCAAUUGAAGAAUUAAAUCAGCAAAUACAAUUGAUAUCAAAUAAAACAUCAAAUCAAUUAUUAAUCUAUCAUGCACUUGAUUAUUUAAUAACAAUAAGUAAAUAUUCAAAUGUUCAAGCAUGGUUUUCUCAAACAAGAAUUGCAUCGGAUAUAUGGAAAAACUUACUUGACAUAUUUAAUAGUUCAAAUAUAUCAUCAUUUAUUCAAUCACCAUCGAUUUUACUGACACAAUUAAUAACACUUCUUAGAAAUCUAUCUAUGCAAUGUCCAACAAAUCAAACGAAUAUGUCAUUAAUCUCUUCUUAUUUAGCAUUUUUAACUGAACGACGUCUUGAACAAAAUCGACCAUUAACAGGAUAUUUACAAUAUAUAUUAAGUGAAGUUGUACUGAAAUAUGAAUAUAUUCAAUGUUUAAUAAAUACACGUGACUAUCCAAUAAAUGUACGUGAAUAUUCAUCGUUUCAAAGAAAUUCACUUUAUCAUAAACUACUUCAAGACUGUUCAAUAUCGAUGAAUGUUGGACAAUUAAUUGAGAAAUUAUUUGGUUUUAAUUAUUUACAAGCAAAUAUUUGGACAGCAACCAAUUAUAUUAAAAAUAAAAGUUAUUUAAUAAAAGCAUCAAGUGAACCAAUAACUAGUAAUAAUAGAAGAAAAAUACCACGAGCUGAAUUACUUUCAUUACAAUCAACAAUAACAGGAAAAUUGGCAACAAAAUCAAUUGGUUCAUUAUCAACAUUAGCUAAACAUCAAAAACUGAUAUCGAAAUCAACAACAAAUGAAUCAUCAAUACCUAAGAAAACAUCAUCGUUAUCACUAGUCGAAAAUGUACAUUUUAUGUUACAUGUUAAUGGACAAAAGAAACAAUGUAUUUUACCCAAAACAACCCGAUUAAGUGAUUUAUUAUUAUCAUUUGAUUGUCGAUCGUUAAAUACCUAUGAAGUUGAUGUUAUGGAAUUUACUUUUGAUAAUCAUGUUCUAACUAAUGAUAGUCAAGAAAAUGACUUGAUCUCUCAUAAAUUAAUUGUUGAAAAUAAAGAUUAUCCAACAUUACUCGAUACAUUUGUUCAUGCAAAUGGUCUUAAAAUUCUUGCUCAACAUUUUGCUCGCAAUUAUCCAUCAAUACAAUCCUAUGAUGAAUGUCUAACAUCGUCAUCUACUCCAAAUACAAAUAUAUUCGAUAAAAUUAAUUUCUUCGAUUUUUCAUCAUUAGUUUCAACAUCAUCAACAAAUAAUUCGAAUAAUAUGACAAUGCCAUAUUAUGUUUUUAUAACAUUUUCAAUAUUUCUUCGUCUACCGAAUUAUGCACGUGCCAUGUUAAAAAAUCGUGCACUUGCAUGUAAUAUAAUACGUUUAAUGCUUGGACAAAAAGAAUCAAUAUUAAAUGAUCGUCAAGAUCAAACACAAAAUCAUCAAGAAAGUUUCGAUAUGCGUCAAUUAUCAAAAUUACCAUUUGAAACAUUAUCAAUUCUACUCAAAGAAUCUUCCAAUGAUUUACUCCAUGAAAUAUUACACUCAAGUAUUCUUCUCCUAUUACUUUCAUGUUUAUCAUCGAUAACACGUCAUCCACAUCGAAAACAAAAAGAUGCACUAUCAACACCAAUAUCAUCUUUAGCCAUGCCUCCUAUGGCAUUAUCAUCAUCAUCAACAACAACAACAACAACAGCAAAUAAUCCAACAAUUAUCGAUGAUAAUGAUGAUGAAUAUUAUGAAGAUGAUAUUGAACAAAUUGAAUCAACAACGAUUCAACAGUUAAAUACAAUUAAUAAUAGUAAUCAUAAUAAUCCAAAUCCAAAUUCAAAUUUUUGGGCUAAAGGCACAGGUUUCGGUACAGGUUCAACACAUUCACAAUGGAAGCCCGAUGAAAUAAUACAGAUUCAAAAAUUACAUGAAGAACAUGUGAUUUAUUUAUUCGAUAUAUUUUGUUCAAUAUUUUCCAAUAAAUUAUCUGAAGAACUUCUUGAUGAAAAUCUAAUUGAAAUAAUAAAUACAUCAUGUCUUAUACCUGUACUUGAAUCUUAUUUACGUAAUGAUUCAAUAUUGGAUAUAUCAAAACAAGGUGAUAUUCAUCGGCAUUGUUUACGUUUAGUGAAUUGUUUAUUACAUAAUAAUAGAUUAAAAAAUCUAAUUUAUCAAACAAGUAAUAUUGAAUCUUUAAUUGAAAAUCUUCUGCAAUGUGUACAAACAUAUACAUCGAUGAUACAAAUAGAUGAUGAUGAACAAUUAAAUUUAUUUUCAGUUGAAUUAAAACAAGUUUAUGAUAAAAUAAAGCAAGAUAGACAAAUUGAAAAGGAAAAUUCAAGUCAACUUAAUAUUGAUCAUAAACAACAACUAGUAACACUAGAAGAAUUUUAUUCUCAAACAAUGAAAUUAUUACAAUUUAGUACAUAUCCUAUAACAAUUGAAAAUGAAUCAGGUGAAAAAAUUCUAUUUAAUAAAGCAAUUAAAUAUCAUUAUGAAGAUAUGGUACGUGAUGCAUUAACAAUUAAUUCUAUGCAAAGAAUUAAACGUUUAGCACAAGAACAAAUAACAAUAUCAACAUCAUUACCAUUAUCAUUUAGUUCGACAAUAUUUGUCCGUUCCGAUGAAAAUCGUAUGGACGUAAUGAAAAUUUUAAUGACAGGUCCUGAUGAGACACCGUAUUCAAAUGGAUGUUUUGUAUUUGAUGUUUAUUUUCCAAAUGAAUAUCCAACAACACCACCAUCGAUUAAUUUAGAAACAACUGGAAAUCAUACAGUUAGGUUUAAUCCAAAUUUAUACAAUGAUGGAAAGGUUUGUUUAAGUAUAUUAAAUACAUGGCAUGGAAGACCAGAAGAAAAAUGGAAUUCAACAUCGACAUUUUUACAAGUUCUUGUUUCCAUACAAUCUCUUAUAUUCGUUCCUGAACCUUAUUUUAAUGAGCCUGGCUAUGAACGAACACGUGGUACAACAACUGGCACGGCUCAAUCGCUUGAGUAUGACGCUAACAUUCGUCAAGCAACAGUUCGAUGGGCAAUGCUUGAACAAUUACGCAAUCCUCCAGCCUGUUUUGCUGAUAUUGUACGGCGACAUUUCUUUUUAAAACGAAAUGAAAUCAUUGAUCAGUGUGACUCAUGGAUUCGUGAAUUACAGGAUAUAUCAACAACAGAAAAACGUAUCAGCUCAUCAAUAAGUCAACAUGUCGCAUCACUCAUACGUCAUACAAGUGAUCUUAAAAAAGAAUUAGCUUCACUAACACUGCCUGAUGAUUUUGAAAUCCCAUCUGAACUAACAACACUUUUACUUAAUGGAUCAUUCAAUAAUAAUAUAACAGAUCAAGCUACGGCUUCAUCGUCUUCUAUUUCUUCUUCUACAACAGCAUCAACAAUAACAACAGUAGCUAUUCCAUCACUUUCGGAUACAAACAAAAACUCCGAACAAUUAAUAAACUCGUCGACUGAUGAACACGCCGUACAAAUUAAAAUAGUACCCAAUCUUCAAUAUCAAUUAUCUUCAUCAUCAGUAGCCGCUACUGCUGCAUCUUCAACAACAGUAAUUGAUACAGAAACUCAACAAUCGUCAAAUUCAUCAGCUGAUAAUUAUGAACAACAACAACAAAGUCAAUCGCCAUCAACGAAUACAAAUACAUAUAAUGUAACUAUAACACAUUCAAAUAGUUUAAUAUCAGAUUGGACAACAACGGGCACACAAAAUGUUCCCUUACCAGAUGAUGGACUUAUCUAUGAUGAUUUACUUGACGAUGAGGAUGAUUUAGAUGAUGAUCUAGAUAUAGAAGACAUGCUGGAAUAUGAAGGUGAGAUACCUGAAGCUUAUCCAGAAGAUUUUUAUUGA